UUAAGUUUAUGAAGUUAGAGCUAUUGUGACCUGACAAGAUUAUUUUCAUCCGCAAAAGUAGUAGCAUGUUUUCUCAAAUUAUGUACAGAUUUACAUUAUUAAAACAUGGACAAAUUAAUCUGCGUUGCUUUAAUGUUAGUAACCAUGAUUUAAGAGGUAAAUCCCCGGUUUAUUGGGCAAGAUCUAAGCUGAUUCAGUGUCGGUCUGCUUCAAAAUCUAGCUUCGCUAGAACAACAUAUCCAGCAAGCACAGUGACAAUGAACAGAAACUUGACUAAUGUAAACUGUCACCAUGGAAACAAAGAUGCUGACAGUGGGAGGAGCAUCUCAUCACUAUCAACAGCUUUCAAGGACAUCAGAUCACCAUUCAAUCAAACUUCAAGACAUGGACGUCUGUGGCCUGAUGGAUUCUCACUUUUGGUAACAAACUAUCAAAGCGUUCGUGGGUUUGCAUCAUCUACUAGUACUAGAGGUAAAAAGACAAAAGGGAAGAAAGAACGAAGACAACAAGAUGAACUAACGGAUGAUGAUGAAAGUGAUGAUGAUAUUGUCCCUGAGGAUGAGAGAGAUUGGGAUCCAGAGACGGAUGGGAAGAUGGAGGUAGAGGAUGAGGAGGUCAAAGAUUGGAAGGAUUUACGUCAGUUUGUUCCAUCAUUGAGACUUGAUGCUGUACUUGGUGCUGGGCUUGGGAUCUCAAGGAAGAGUGUUGAAGAUGCAUUUCUUAGUACGAGAUUGCGGGUGAACGGAGAGAAAGUCACAAAAAAGAGCAAGCAGGUAAAAGAAGGUGACAUCUUGGAUUUGAUCUUAGAGCGAAGCACGCCCUCACAGGCUGGGGAGGGAGAGGCUAGGAAUGAGAUGUCUGUAAUGCGGAUUCACAUCAAGGAAAUCUCAGCCGAUAAAACAGGGAAAGACAGGAUACCAGUGUUUCUACGACGCUGGAAGAAUCUACUAGUGGCUAAAGACAAAUAGACAUUUGGCAAUCAUGGUUUUGUUCUGUGUCCCAUCUUCAUCACAACUGUCAUGUCCCAACUAUAGUUGGGGAACCAGUCUUGCUUGAACCCCCCCCCCCCCCAAAAAAAAAAAAAAAUGAAUAAACAAAUCCUACGAAGAAUUGCCAAGAUUCCCAGGACACAGAGAAGGCGCAAUGGGAGGGGGGCUGGUGCAUGCUUAAUAUAAAUAAGCACCAAAAGUAACAACACUUCUUUAUUGGUUUGUACCGAUCAGGAAUUCAAUAACAUAAGACACCAAGAUACGAAGACCGUUUGAUGUAUUGUUAUUUAUUGACAGAAAUUUAUAGAUAGAUACAAAUAUCAAAUUAGAGUACAGCUUACCCCAAGAUAUUUUAUUAUAAUUACAUCAUUUAUCAAAUAGACUUAUAUUUUCUCAAUUUGUAUGGAUAUUAUUUGCCUUUCCUAAGAAUUCCACUGAUGCAUUGGAUACUAUUCUCUGAGAAAGAAAUUAUUUUUGAGGGAAUGAAAACUCCAAAUUGUAAAGAAAUUCGUUAGUUUUAAAUGAAGUGGGUAUUGUUGGCAUGUUCCCUGUAUCCUACAAAAAUAGAUGAAUAUGACUUCACAUGACAACACCAAGGGAGCAGACUAUUUCUCAGCCUCGGUUUCAUUACACAGAAUUAAAAUGAAGAUGGCUGUCGGACUGAAAAGGUUUACUAACCCCAAAACAUGUUCUAUAGAUUACUGCAAGUAUACAUGGAAUUUUGGAUCGUUUAUCAAUACAUGUAAUCCCUGAAAAUAUUGACACUCAAAUCUGUAAUUCACAACAUUUUGAGGCCUCCAAACAUGAAUAGGCUCUCCUGGUUGAUUCAGUAUUUAUGGUGAGAUACAACCUUAUGAACUUGUGAUGUAAUACACAAGAUUAAGUGCAAAUAUUGUAGCACAAAUUACAAAAACACUAGACACUUUGCAGAAGGGUGGUCCUUGCCACAUACAAAACCCAGUUGUGCUAAUCAGCUGCACGUCUUUAAGUGCUAUUGUAAAAUAUAACAUAUUAUCAUAUGAUUCUUAUUGAUGUCAAUAAAUGUGUACAUGUACAUAAAUAUUAUGUUAUCAAAGGCAA
Molecule: messenger RNA, 2069 nt
Organism: Asterias rubens (European starfish)
Lineage: Eukaryota; Metazoa; Echinodermata; Asteroidea; Forcipulatida; Asteriidae
Product: mitochondrial transcription rescue factor 1-like
Exons: 3
Coding region: 66-968 (300 amino acids)
Molecular function (GO): RNA binding
Source: RefSeq, a predicted model, not a curated record